This is a messenger RNA of Branchiostoma floridae (Florida lancelet), 2050 nucleotides long. RefSeq names its product carbohydrate sulfotransferase 9-like. Gene Ontology annotation, cellular component: membrane. The transcript has 7 exons. Gene Ontology annotation, biological process: carbohydrate biosynthetic process. Gene Ontology annotation, molecular function: sulfotransferase activity. The record is from RefSeq and is a predicted model, not a curated record. The coding region runs from base 116 to 1174 and encodes 352 amino acids. Lineage: Eukaryota; Metazoa; Chordata; Leptocardii; Amphioxiformes; Branchiostomatidae.
ACAACACUUGAGAGGAGAGGGCCAGUGCGUUUUUUCCUUGUCGAUGUUCAGUUUCUGAAAAGUGAUCAUUUCGGUGCAACGAUAAACCCAACAACAGCUGGACCUCUGUAACACCAUGGCACCAUCGUUUUCCCAGAUUCCAAGAAGUUCGAGGCGUCGAUAUUUUUUUGUCUUUUUCGGCAUAGUAGCCAUGUCGACAAUAUUUUUCGUUCGUUUUCGUCACGAUCAAAACAAGACGGAAUAUGUUCUUGGAAGAGACGUGCUUUUACCCCAAAAGACGAUAUCAAUGUCCACCAUACAAGGAAGUGAACCGAUGUCCUUGGAGCAGGAACAGGCAAAAAGAAUGGCAGUUUUUAAGGACUACUGCAGAAGACAUCAGCCUAACACCGUGAAGCCAGUGGCCAAUGAAACGAUAAGCCGAUUUAUCGUAAAUGACAAAUAUAAGAUCCUGUACUGUUUCGUCCCAAAAACUGGAACGACGACAACCAAGCAUGUGUUUUACAACCUUGAGCAUGGGACAAACACGACUACCCUUUUCCUUGGAAGCAAGCACCUGAAGUUCCUUAGCGAAUAUACGGACAACGAGAUACUUCGUCGUUUGGAAACUUACAUCAAAUUUAUUGUUGUAAGAGAUCCACUUGAACGACUGGCUUCUUCUUGGAAGAACAAGUUCAUGGACAUCCGUGGGGCAAUGAGAUACUGGUUUAUUGAACAUUACCAGAGUAUGCUUGAGACGAUUGGGGAUAAUGAACCAGGCGAAAAGAUUACAUAUCAAGAUGUGAAUUGGAAGCACAUACCAUUCCUCGCCUUCAUCAGAGCUAUUGCAAGAAAUCAGACAAGAUGGAUGAAUCCACACUGGCAACCAGUAUAUCAGCUGUGUUCACCAUGUCAGGUUAACUGGGACUACAUCGCCCAUACAGAGACACUGGUUGAAGACUUUCACCUCUUCUUCAAGAAAGCUGGAAUCGUUGGACGAGAGAACAUCAUACCAAAGAUGGAAGAAAGGGUCGGAAGUAGGUUCUACCUUGAAGGCUUCAUGAAGAUACCACUUGAAGAAAUACAGCGUAUAGGGGAACUUUACCAAUCUGACUAUGACAUGUUUGGAUAUUCCUUCCAGGAGGAUCUAGAUAAUUUAAUGAAACAUGUAAUAAAAGAGAAGCUGCAUGAUAAUUAGUAUUACUAAACCCUGAACUACGAGUUUUAGGGAUUUGAAGCAUAGACCCUUUUCUGGUUUUGAAGUAAUUUUUUUAUCGAUGAGCAAAAACGAUACAUGGUUGUUAGCGGGUUGUUUUCACUACAUAUACUCAAAUUUUACAAGGUAAUGUUACUUUGCCAGUGACCUGUCUAAGGCAGAUUAAAGCCUUAUUCAGACCUAAAGUUUUAGCCUUGUUGUAGAGCAACUAUCAUACAAAAAACUGUGUUUGAUCCAUGCUCUAGCUUGCCAGGGGAACACAGGUCAUUAACAACAUUGCUACAAAACUGUGUGAAGAAGAGUCGUAUACUAGAUAUGAAGUAUUCUAGUUAUCGUUAUUAUGCUGUUGAAGCUGUUCUAACGAUCAUCUUUUUGUGUUCGCAUGCUAUUUAAUAUGCCAAUAUGCGCUACAUAAUGCAUUAUUACGAUGUAGCUGUUAGUAUAAGUAUUUUUAUAAAACUCGGCACAAAGUUUGUAUUAUUAUCUUCUGUUGAUCAUAUUUCUGCAUCAAUUUGAACGCUUUAUGUUUCAAUCGAAAGCUUAUGUGAUUGUUCUUCCAAUAGCAUCAAACACUCUAUCAUUGUUAACUCUUGGAACGCGUACUAGGCCUACUUUUGUGAGUGGGUCACCGGAAAAAGUACCCUGAUUUCUAUACUGCUGGUUAAACACUGUUAUGGCCGCGGGUGACAAUGAUUGAAUCAAUGCUAUUUUUUACUUACCUUUUGGUAUGCAGAACAUCGAGGUUCAUUAUAACCACAUCUGAGUACAGUAUUUUAUGAUUGUACAUUUAUGGAACGAGCACCGGCCCUGCUUACGUACAGGGGUUACAAAAUAAAGUGCCGAAAUUAGCCUACUAUA